AGAUUCGGUAACGAUAUUCGUGUAAUGGAAACCAAUAUAAAUAGUCGCGGAAAAAAAAUCUCAUUACUCUAAAUUCUAAUUUGUGAAUAAGUUUUAACUACUUACUAGUGAAAUUAUGAAACGUCUUUUAAUUCAAUUUUUAUUGGCUUCUUUAUCAGCCAACUUGGCAGUUGGGCUAGAGCAAAUGUAUAAAAUUAAUAAUUUAACAGUCAAUACUAUGGCAAAUAAUCCAUUCACUGGUGAUUGGUCCUGCGAAGUAUUUAGUCCAGGAGACGCAACAGCUUGUAAAGUUCCAAUAAAAAAAGACCUGCCUGACACUAUGAGGGUAAAAGGCACCUUCGAAUUUAUGGGUGAUGAAAUGGUAAGUUUUGAUCUAACUGUUUGUGAAGCACUCGAAAAAGAAUCAGCUAAAGAUGGAAUUCGUGAAAUUGGAUUACCAAAAGGCCAAUUCCCUACACAGUGUCCAGUCAAAGCAGGCAUGGAUUAUGCAACAAGCAAACAUAAAAUUCCAAAAGAAAAAAUACCACCAGGUGGUGUACCAGACGGUGACUAUUCUGGUGAGGUUCAUAUGUAUGAACCAGGCAAAGAUCCUUACGCAAGUGUAUACUUCGAAGGGGUAGCGUUUCACGAAUUACCCAAAUUACCCAAACAUCCUGGAUUGGGACGUUAAUUAGUAAUUAGUUUUUAUUUUGAUUUUGAUUUUUGACGAUAUUGACAUGGCAAUAUAUAUAUGAUUUUCUAGUAGUAUUUCUAGUGCAGGUAUAAAAAUAGUUAUCAUAAUUAUUUUAAUGAAAAUACUUGCUUAUGUAGUUAAAUAAAUUAGUUGUGCAU
Messenger RNA from Microplitis mediator, 831 nucleotides. RefSeq lists its product as uncharacterized. The record is from RefSeq and is a predicted model, not a curated record. The coding region runs from base 116 to 670 and encodes 184 amino acids. NCBI's taxonomy places the organism in Eukaryota, Metazoa, Arthropoda, Insecta, Hymenoptera, Braconidae. The transcript is spliced from 4 exons.